GCGUAAGAACAUGGAGGCGGAAGUUGCAACUAUGGAGGUUGCAAUCGAGGAAUGCAUAAAGCAAAGCAAUCUCUUUUACGAGGAGAGAAACGACUUUGAGGAGCGGAUCACAGAUAUCCACGAGAUCGAGGCGGACAUGCGAGCCUACGAUUUGUGGAGAGAAACUGAAGGAUGGGCUAUAAUGGAUCCAGAGCCUUUGUCGAAAGUGGUCAACCCAGCGGAUCAAUUUGUAAGAUGAUGGUGACUGGCCAGAGGGGUAAACCACCAAAGGAAUGCAGCGAAGAACAGAGGAUUUGGAUCGAGCUUAAGGCCCUGGCAAACAUCAUGGAUGUACUUGGUAUCGACGAUCCCAACGAAGUUGUCAACUCUGUUAAACAAGCUCAGCGGCAAAAUAGUGAGUUUUAUGAUCUAGUGAACCAGCUCCUCCAGGUGGUGAAUGAGGUCGAUGGCAAGCUAGAACAAACCCAGGUGAAGAUCAACGUGAACCAGACGUCACGCACGGCAUUGAUAAACCGCAAAGUCGACAUGGAAUCAACACUGGAGGGGAUUCUCGACCUGUUGAAGGACCUUAAUCUCGACGACGAGGAGCUUCUUCCGAUUAUAAGGGAGAUGAGGAAGCAGCUCGGAGCUGUGUUCAAAGAAGCUGGAUGCAAUGUGGAGGACGAAGAAAUGGAUUACUCGCAAGACUCGGUGGCGACGAUCACGUACAAAUCGGGUAGAGCACAGCCGCUGGAAGUUGCGAUCGUCGAGUUCUUCGUCACCAUCGAGCAUUUCAUCGAUCAGUUGUCAGGAACUCUGCGUUAAAAUCAAUGCGCUCGUCAAGACUUUCUUAACUUGCACAACAAAGAUUUCAUGACUGACCGUGAUCCACCGUAAAGAAAAUUUCUUGUGGGUGGCUUAUCUUA
Selaginella moellendorffii is the source of this 905-nucleotide messenger RNA. RefSeq lists its product as uncharacterized. Bases 172 to 804 code for a protein of 210 amino acids. The record is from RefSeq and is a predicted model, not a curated record. NCBI's taxonomy places the organism in Eukaryota, Viridiplantae, Streptophyta, Lycopodiopsida, Selaginellales, Selaginellaceae. The transcript is spliced from 5 exons.